Molecule: messenger RNA, 795 nt
Organism: Quercus lobata
Lineage: Eukaryota; Viridiplantae; Streptophyta; Magnoliopsida; Fagales; Fagaceae
Exons: 2
Coding region: 1-795 (264 amino acids)
Source: RefSeq, a predicted model, not a curated record
AUGGAACAAGUAGUCAUUGAUGGACUACAGCAUCUUCAAAUCACUAAAGAGGAAGAAGAAGAAAUCUCCAUAUCAAUUGCUAGCAGCUCAAACCUUUUAGAAGAGUACGAGCUAAGUCUGUUUGGCCGGCUUCUAGUUGACAGACAUCAGAAUAUGAGAGCCUUUAAAUCAACUCUUAGAUCAGUCUGGAAGAUAGGCUCGGAUUUAAGGAUCGUUGAUAUGGGAAAAAAUAUCUUUCAGUUCAAGUUUAGCUCAAGUUAUCAACUGGAAUGGGUUGAGAGAAAUGGUCCCUGGAAUUUUGAUAAUAACCUCUUGCUCCUUUGCAGAUGGAGGAAAGAGGAGGUUGGAAAGGAUCUUGGCAGCAAACUGGGCAGAUAUAUUGAAUCGGAUAGGCAUUCUUGGUUGUCGAAACAAGCAAAAUUUCUGCGAAUACGAGUUGACAUCCCUAUUGACAAGCCUCUUCGAAGGGGUGGGAACAUUGUAGAUAUGGAAGGAGAUAAACAUUGGGUCACUUUCAAAUACGAAAGGCUUCCAAAUUUAUGCAUUUUUUGUGGAAUAUUGGGUCAUGAUGAAAAGCACUACACUAGUUCUCAAGGCAAGUCCGAAUGCCAUAGACAAUAUAAGGAUUGGCUCCGUGCAAACAAUGGUUCCAGGGGAGGUCUUGAAAAACAAAAAGCUGCAAGCAGUAAUGGGCAUGAGGAAAGAAUGGAUGAGGACCUUGGUAACCAAUUUUUUCUGAUGAACACUAAUCCGAUGAGCAUGGGACCGGAGAAGAUGGGGCUCUCAUCAGCCUAG